Messenger RNA from Cucurbita pepo subsp. pepo (vegetable marrow), 2376 nucleotides. RefSeq names its product protein IQ-DOMAIN 13. Gene Ontology annotation, molecular function: protein binding. NCBI's taxonomy places the organism in Eukaryota, Viridiplantae, Streptophyta, Magnoliopsida, Cucurbitales, Cucurbitaceae. The record is from RefSeq and is a predicted model, not a curated record.
CAAUAAAGAAAUAAAAGGCAUGGCCUUUUGGCCCUUUUCCAUUUCCCCAUUUCUCUCCCUCUUCUUCUUCUUCUUCUUCUUCUUCUUCUUCUUCUUCUUCCAAUCCAAAGAAAACAUAUAAAUAUUGCAAAAGUUGAAAGGUGGGCAGACACUAAAAGUAGCAUUCCAACGAGCAAAUACCCCAUUUUCAGUCCUCUCCCCCCAAAAAAAAGAGAGAGAAAAACAGAGCUUUAGAGAGAGAGAGAGAGAGAGAGAGAGAGAGAGAGAGAGAGAGAGAGAGAGAGAUUUUUCUUGGAAGAAUUCAGCAUGUAGCUGAGGAAGAAGCUGGGAACUAGCGGGGGAGAGAGACCCAUAUCUCUGAUUUUUCUUCUUCCUUUUCCUUUUGCUUGUUUGUUUCAGCUUUCUGGAAGGGCGGCUUUUGAAGGUCUUUCACACGGCUGAUUUUGGGGAAACUCUUGAUGCAAGUUAGAUGGGAAAGAAGGGCAGGUGGUUUUCUGUUCUAAAGAGGUUUUUCACUUGUCAUUCAGGAGAGAAGGAUGAUAGGAGAAAUGAAAGGAAGGGAAAUGGGAAAGGAGAGUCUACUUCUUCCUUCAUUCCGAUCUUUAGAAAGCCGAGCAGUGUCGAGAAAAUCUUUAGUGAUUUCGAGAGGGAGCAACGAAUAGUAGCUUUUCAGCCUCCCACUCCUGAACUACCAUCCACACCAUCCCAUGUACCUCCUCGACCAGCUUCCCCACCGGCCCCUUCCCCUCCUAGAGCUCCUCCUCCUAACGAACCAUCUCCCAAGAUUUCUCCUCCUCGAGUUGCUUCUCCGCCCCGAGCUUGCUCAUCAAUAAUUGCCAAUCAUCACGAGGAAGUCUGCGACGUUCCAAUAGUCAUCAAUGAUCACGAGGAAGCCAGAGACAUUCCAUCAGUUGUCAAUCAUCACGAGGAAGUCAGCAACAUUCCAGCAGUCGUCAAUCAUCAUCGCGAGGAAGUCAGUCCAGCAGUCGUCAAUCAUCAUCACAAGGAAGUCAGCAACAUUCCAGCAGUCGUCAAUCAUCAUCGCGAGGAAGUCAGCUACGUUCCAGAACCAACAGCGAACCAUCUAUCUUCGGCCAUUAAGAUCCAAGCAACCUACAGAGGCUAUGUGGCAAGGAAAAGCUUUAGAGCAUUGAAGUGUCUGGUGCGGCUUCAAGGCAUUGUACAAGGGAAUAACGUGAGGCGACAGACUUUGAAUGCAAAGAAACAGAUGCAGCUGUUGGUUCGGGUGCAGUCUCAGAUACAAUCACGACGGAUCGAAAUGAUAGAAAACGAGAGGCAACUCCAGGAUCAUCACAACGAUAAAGAAGCUCACAGUACCUUCGAUGCAUCUGAGGGAGGUAACCAUGAAAAUUGGGAUGAAAGCUCACUAACAAAGGAGGAAAAGGAUGCCCGAUUGCAGAGGAAGGUCGAAGCCGCCAUUAAACGAGAACGAGCGAGGGCAUAUGCAUACUCCCAAUCCCACCAGAGAACUACUCCAAGGUUUGGGCAAGAUGCUCAAAUAGGUACUUGCUCCAUGGGAGUUCCUAGGUGGUUGAAAUGGUUAGAAGGCCAGUUACCUACCGAAGCUCCUCCGAAACAUCCUCUACCGAGACCUGUAACUCCACAGCUGGAGCAGAAGUCGAGCCCGCGAACUCCAUCAAGCAACAACAGACGACCGAGUUUCGGCUUAGAUGGUAGGGAUACGCCCACACCAAAGUCUACAAAAGCAACACCAUUCUCGAAUUCAAGGCCUGCUUGGUCUCCGCAUUGGUCAAGAACCCCUCCAACAGCUAGGUCAAACGUCUCCAGUGAUUCGAGAUCACGAGGCAGACGAGUAUUAACUCCUUUUGAAAUGAGGUUAAAGGAUGAUGACAGCCUUGUAAGCUGCCCUCCAUAUAUGGCACCACAUUACAUGACUCCGACGAUUUCAGCCAAAGCGAAAGUACGAGCGCAUAGCAACCCAAGGGAGAGGUUUCCAGGCACACCAAGGAGCGAAGCAUCAAGCAGGAGGCAGUCGUUUCCGCCGACUCAAGGUGUUGGAUCGUUUAGGAACAGAGGUUUGAUGUCACCGAGGACGGAGCAGGCAGCUUUAGACGACAACCAAUCUUUACGAUCAGUCGGCUUCAGCAUCGCCUCGACACCAACUGGAAAUAGAAGGAAACCAUUUAACAGAUUUGUGUGAUUUGAUUAACCCUUCUUUGUUCUUGUUCCUGUGUUUCUAAUGAUGAUUGAGUGUAUUUAUUGUUAUAUGGUUUUGUGUUGCAGAAAUACUGAUUUGUAAUAAGAAACUCAAGGUUUGGAAUUGGGAUUGGUAAUGCCUUUGGCUUUGGGCAUAUUAUGAGUGUAAUUUUGGUUCAUUUGAACUUCUCUCGAUCA